This is a messenger RNA of Penicillium verrucosum, 906 nucleotides long. RefSeq names its product glycoside hydrolase family 75 protein. The record is from RefSeq and is a predicted model, not a curated record. Gene Ontology annotation, molecular function: chitosanase activity. Lineage: Eukaryota; Fungi; Ascomycota; Eurotiomycetes; Eurotiales; Aspergillaceae. The transcript is spliced from 6 exons. Bases 1 to 906 code for a protein of 301 amino acids.
AUGAUGACCUACAGCCGCUCAAUCCCCUUUGCGCUACUUGCCUUGUUUGGCAGCUCCGGCCUCGCCCAAACCGUCAAAGGACCAGAGUUCAACAAGCCAGACGGUGGCCCCCCAGCAAGCUACUUUGCUGCUGGCUCCUCCAUCCCCGUCGCUGCUUUGCAGAGCGCUGCUGCGAAGGCUAGCACUGCUGUGCCGGAUGCAACCUACCCCAUAAAUGGCGAUAAGGGAGCCAAGAAGGUCACUAUCCACAGCGACUGGACCAAGUUCAGCGAGGCUGCGGCUUAUGUUUGGGUCGCCGACAUGGAUGUCGACUGUGACGGUCUUGACUACAAAUGCAAGGGAAACCCCGACGGCGAGCCCCAGACCAACUUCGGUGUUCUAUCUGCCUACGAAGUACCAUUCUUUGUCAUUCCCGACAGAUUCGGAACCAAGUACGCCAAGGAGCUUCCUGGCAACAACGUCGGUGCUGUCAUCUGUGAUGGCAAGAUGUUCUACGGCAUCUACGGAGACUCCGAUGGCGAUCACCCCCAGGUUAUCGGCGAGGCCUCGUGGUUGAUGGCUCGUACCUGCUUCCCUCACGAUGACUUGAACGGAGGCCGCGGCCACGAUGAUCCCGAUGUGACAUACAUCCUUUUCACUGGCGACGACGCUGUGCUCCCCAAGAGUGCUCUCGACAAGAACUAUCUCACCAGCUUUACCACCCUGCGCUCUAUGGGUGACAAGCUCAUGACCGCUCUUGCGAAGAACCUCAAGCUGUCUGGUGGAAGUGACGGCGGUGUCAGUGGCUCCGGCUCUACCGAGAAGUCUUGUGAGUGGGAAGGACACUGUGAAGGUGCUCCUUGCAAGAACGGCGGUCAGUGCUCUGGCCAGCUAGUCUGCAAGAGUGGAAAGUGUGCCCCUGUCUGA